Molecule: messenger RNA, 2127 nt
Organism: Cornus florida
Lineage: Eukaryota; Viridiplantae; Streptophyta; Magnoliopsida; Cornales; Cornaceae
Product: homeobox-leucine zipper protein HDG11-like
Exons: 10
Coding region: 1-2127 (708 amino acids)
Biological process (GO): regulation of DNA-templated transcription
Molecular function (GO): DNA binding; DNA-binding transcription factor activity, RNA polymerase II-specific; lipid binding
Source: RefSeq, a predicted model, not a curated record
AUGGAUUUAGGAGGGUAUGAAGGGAAUGGGGCUGAUGAAGACCAAGAAGCCUCAAAUUCUCAAAAGGGCAAGAGAACCUAUCAUCGCCACAAUGUUCAACAGAUUCAGCAGCUUGAAACGUUCUUCAAGGAAUGCCCACAUCCAGAUGAGAAACAAAGGCGUCAAUUGAGCAGAGAGUUGGGCCUUGAGUCUAGGCAGGUCAAGUUUUGGUUUCAAAACAAGAGGACUCAAACAAAGACUCAGCAUGAGCGAGCUGAUAACUACACUCUUCGAACAGAAAAUGAGAAAAUCCAAUGUGAGAACCUCGCAAUUAGAGAGGCUCUGAAGACUGUGACAUGCCAUGAUUGUGGCGGUCAGCCCUUUAGGAACGAAGAGCAACAGCAUAACAUAGAGAGAUUACAUAUAGAAAAUGCUCAACUAAAACAAGAGCAUGAAAGAGUGUCUAUCCUUGUCAGCAAGUUCCUAGGAAAACCAGUCACACAAGUCCUGCCUCUGUCGCCCGCCCUAAGAUCUUCAAUGGAUUUUCCAGUAGAAAGUUACCCAGGGCAUGGGAUGGCAGUCCCUUCAUUUGAUCUUGUCUCAGGCAAUCUUAACAAUCCCACACUGCCAUACCAGUUGAAUCUGAAUGGAAUCCAAGAGAUUGAAAAAUCACUAGCAAUUGGGACUGCUGUCAGCGCCAUGGAUGAAUUGAUCAAGCUUUUGCGAGUCAAUGAGCCUGUGUGGUACAAGUCCCCUACUAGUGAAAGAUACGUUCUUCAUCGUGACAGCUAUGACAAGCUUUCCUCUCGAGUUAAUCACUUCAAAAAUUCCAGUGCUCGGAUUGAAUCUUCAAAAUAUUCGGGUGUGGUGAUGAUGCCUGGAAUGCGCUUGGUUGACAUGUUUUUGGACUCGGCUAAAUGGGUGGAUCUUUUUCCUACUAUUGUUACAAAAGCAAGGACAAUUGAAGUAAUUGAUACGGGAAUGUUAGGAAAUCAGGAUGAUUCCUUACAGCUGAUCUACGAACAAAUGCAUAUUUUGUCACCUCUUGUGGCACCUCGAGAAUUCUUCUUCCUCCGUUUUUGCCGACAACUCGAACCAGGUGUUUGGGUGGUGGUGGAUGUGUCAUAUGAUUACUUCAGAGAGAACCCUCAUAGCCCUCUUCGCACUUGGAAGCUUCCAUCUGGUUGCAUGAUUCAAGAUAUGUCCAAUGGGUGCUCCAGGGUUACUUGGGUGGAACUGGUUGAAGUUGACGAUAAAUCCCUAACUCAUCGUCUCUAUAGAGACUUAGUGUUUAAUUCUUCAGCAUAUGGGGCAGAGCGAUGGGUUGUUACUCUACAAAGGAUGUGUUUGAGGCUGGCAUACUCAAUGGGCGAAAACUCACCAAGUCGUGAACUUGGAGGGGUGAUCAAUAAUCCUGACGGUAAAAGAAGCAUAAUGCAGCUUUCACACAGGAUGAUGAAGAAUUUUUGUUCAAUACUAAGCAUGUCCAAUAAAGUGGAUUUCCCUCAUUUCACGGAGCUGAACAAUAGUGGGGUUAGAGUCUCUGUUCGGAUGAGUGACGAACCUGGCCAACCUAGUGGGAUGGUGGUUAGUGCUGCAACCUCCUUAUGGCUCCCUCUUUCAUGGGAGACACUUUAUAAUUUCUUUAGAGACAUGAAUACGAGAUCUCAGUGGGAUGUGCUCUCCAGUGGAAGUCCAGUGCACGAGAUUGCAAACAUCUCCAUGGGCACUCAUCCUGAAAACAGUGUCUAUGUUAUUCAGCAGCCUUUUGUCCCCAAUGAGAGCAACAUGCUGAUACUUCAAGAGAACUGCGUAGACUCUUUGGGAGCACUAGUAGUCUACGCUCCCUUAGACAUACCUGCUGUCAGGUCACUUAUAAGUGGUGAGGACUCUGCAAGCAUACAAAUACUUCCAUCAGGGUUCACAAUGUGCGGUAGCGGCUGUCUUGACAAAGGAACUGGAGCUUCAGCCAGCACAAGCACCUGCAGGUCUUGUGGUUCGCUUCUCACCGUGGCUUUCCAGAUACUGGUCUGCACCCUGUCGUCCUCAAAGCAGCUGAAUAUGGAUUCCGUGGCUACUGUCAAUACCCUUAUCAGCUCCACCGUUCAGAAGAUCAAGGCUGCUUUAGAUUGCACUAAUGUGGAUUGA